AUGACUUCAACGAAAACUGAUCCAAUUAAUGAUAUAGAAACUUCUGUUACCUCGGUUCUUUCUUCAAUUAAUACUUCUCCUCAUUCUCCAACUUUUCAAUCUUUCUCUCCUCGUACUUCUGUUCCUUCUUCUCCAAUUGGUCAUCAAAAGAUGAAUAGUUCUUCGGAAAUAACCACUCAUUCUUAUCGUGACUCUGGUUAUUUCAGAGAUACUUUGACAAGAGAACAAAUGAGCGCUCAAAGAACUAUUAAAGAAUUGGAAAAGAAAGUUGCUGAUCUUACUGCUGAAAUCGAUCGUUCAAAAAGUGAACAUCAAGAAUCAAUCGAUUUGAAUAGAACUCAUGUUAGAAAAAUCAAACAAAUGGAACUUGAAUUGUCACAGGUUAAAAUCGUUAAUAAAACUAUGUUGGAUGAUAAUAAAAAGUAUCAAUCAAUGUUGAAUGAUAAGGAUGCCGAGUUAAAAGAAUUGUAUGAGAAUGAAGUGGCAAAGAAUGCCGCUUUGAGUAAGAAGGUUACCGACUCUUCCGAUUUAGACGUUGAAAUUAAUCGUUCUGGUGGUGAACGUGUUCAUAAAGAAAGUGAUCAUACUUUAAUUGAAGAACUUCAAAAUGAAAUCAAGUCCCUUAAAGAAGAUAACCAAUCAAUGAAUCAAUAUAUUCAAAAAAUGUUAAAUCGAAUAAUGGAAGUGGACGGAUUUGAAGAAACUUUGGCUACAAAUUGGACUCCUGAUUCUCAAAAAAAGAUUUCAAAAGUUAACAAUAGUCGUACUUCUGCUCCGGUAUCACCAAGUCCAAAAAAUACUUCUAACGAUUCUUCAAAUGAUUCACUUCCAUUAAAACCACGUAAUAAAUCUUUAUCGGAUUUUAAAUUUCCACGUACCACUCCUCCUUCAAAUUCUUCAACUGCUAACUCCUCAUCAUCACCCACUACUACGACGUCUAAAUUUUCUCUUACUCCCCUUACUACUUCUUUAAUUAAUUCUCUCUCUUCUCAAAAUGUAAAUGAAGAGAUAAUAAUUGAAAAUGAUUCAGAUAAUUCUUCAAAUGGUCUACGACCAAAUACCAAUGUUCCUAGACGUUCUCAAACUAUGAGCAAUGGCUCUAAUAAAAGAUUUAGCAUAUUGAAAUGGGGUUCCUACGCCUUUGGUACUAAUGCUGCGGCUCUGGCUGCUGCUAAAAAAGAGGAUCCAAGGAUGAAACCCAUUUUACUCGUUGAAAAAAAUCGUGAGUAA
Molecule: messenger RNA, 1230 nt
Organism: Dentiscutata erythropus
Lineage: Eukaryota; Fungi; Glomeromycota; Glomeromycetes; Diversisporales; Gigasporaceae
Source: the annotation of a GenBank genome assembly